CUCCAUUUUCUUCCAAACACAAGCUCUGAAAAGAAGAGAUUAAGAGAGAGAGAGAGAGAGAGAAGUGGAUAGGGUGUUGCAGAGUUGGUUGCUAUCUAUCCAUCUUCCUUCGUCGCUUCGGUUCUGCUCCACUCUCUGCCUUUCGCAUCACUCAUCAGAGACUGGAGCCAGAGAAGAAAAGAAUAAUAUAUGGAGGCCGGCGCAGGAAAAGGUUUGGAAUGCCCGAGGACUAUGGAUGGGAAGGCGAGUAACGGGAGUGGGAUAGAGAAGGAAAUUCCUUCUUGUUGUUUGAAGGCUAAAGCCUCAGCCCCUGAGUCAGAGGCAAAGUGCCAUUCCACAGUUGUUUCUGGGUGGUUUUCGGCUUCUCAAACUUUUUCAGGGAAAUCUGUAACACCAGAAUAUUUCAACAACCCGAUGUGGCCAGGAGAAGCCCAUUCAAUUAAAGUUGAAAAGAUCUUGUACAGGGAAAAGUCAGAUUACCAAGAGGUCUUGGUUUUUGAGUCAUCAACAUACGGGAAAGUACUAGUACUUGAUGGAAUUGUUCAAUUGACUGAGAAGGAUGAAUGUGCUUAUCAGGAGAUGAUUGCUCAUCUACCCCUCUGUUCGAUUCCAUCCCCCAAAACGGUUUUAGUCGUUGGUGGUGGAGAUGGUGGAGUACUCAGGGAAGUAUCCCGCCACAGCUCUGUAGAACAUAUUGAUAUCUGUGAGAUAGAUCAGAUGGUUAUUGACGUUUCCAGGAAAUUUUUUCCAGAUUUAGCUGUUGGGUUUGAAGAUUCUCGGGUACAUCUUCACGUUGGAGAUGCUGUUGAAUUUCUUAAAUCUGCUCCUGAAGGGAGGUAUGAUGCGAUAAUUGUUGAUUCCUCCGAUCCAGUGGGUCCUGCCCAGGAACUUGUUGAGAAGCCUUUUUUUGAUACUAUAGCAAAGGCAUUAAGGCCUGGUGGAGUCCUCUGUAACAUGGCAGAGAGUAUGUGGCUUCAUACACACCUUAUUCAAGAUAUGAUCUCUAUUUGUCGAGAAACAUUCAAAGGUUCAGUACAUUACGCAUGGGCGAGUGUUCCAACAUAUCCAAGUGGUGUGAUAGGCUUUCUUCUCUGUGCAACGGAAGGACCACCAGUUGAUUUUGUUAACCCUAUCAAUCCGAUUGAAGAGUUGGAAGGUGCUAAUGAGCACAAAAGAGAACUUCGAUUCUACAAUUCAGAGAUGCACACAGCUGCUUUUGCAUUGCCGGGUUUCCUGAAGAGAGAAGUGAGUCUGCUCCGUGAUCCCUCCCUUCAGUAGCCAGGUGUGAUUGCUUAUUGAACCCCUAAAUAAGCAAUUUUGAUUUCUUUGUCAUUGACGAGUGUGGGAGAAAAAUAGGAAUGUGGUGUGAUUAUGUUUAGGUUAAUUAGCUUAGUCCUUUUGGAUGGCUGCCUCUUAUCUAGUUUUCUAUUCUAUCAUUAGGGGUUUUCCUGCACAUGCUUGUAAGACAUGAAUUACCAAUUAUUAAAUAAAUACGUCGAAAUAAUUUGGUUUUUAAGAAA
Messenger RNA from Vigna radiata var. radiata (mung bean), 1520 nucleotides. Its product is annotated as spermine synthase. The record is from RefSeq and is a predicted model, not a curated record. The transcript has 11 exons. Gene Ontology annotation, cellular component: cytosol. The coding region runs from base 190 to 1278 and encodes 362 amino acids. NCBI's taxonomy places the organism in Eukaryota, Viridiplantae, Streptophyta, Magnoliopsida, Fabales, Fabaceae. Gene Ontology annotation, biological process: spermidine biosynthetic process. Gene Ontology annotation, molecular function: spermidine synthase activity.